UGAGCGGGAAGGUGAGUACACAGUUUAUUUGCUGAUAAAAUAUUCGUAAUAUAUUCUAAAAUAACAAAUAGUUUUGUAACAAACUACUUCCAAGAUAUUUUGUUUCUCGUAUGCACUAGUAAAAAUCUGAUAUUAUUUGCUUAAAGCAUAAUAAUAAACUCCAAUGGCAGGUAAAAGAGAACAGAGCUAUGACGCCAGCAGCACAUAAUCAAACCAGAAUUUAUUACAAAAUAAAUAAAUAAAUAAAUUACUAAAGGAUGCGAUAGCAAAGGGACCUUGAAAUACAGCAGCAACAGAAAAGCUAACAGUUAUUUUCGUUGAUUUCAAACGUUCCUAGUCCCCGUGAAUCAAUGAAAAUGCCCGUGCGGGAAGAUAACAUUCAUGCUUACAUGAUAUCAGGAGGCUCUCCGGAAGCAUUCUCUCCGGCCAGGACUGCGUCUCUCUUGGAUUGGGAUGUGAACAUCUUUACAAGCUACAACCUCCAGGCGAAAGAUUCUGCGCAGGUACCUCUCCCAUGUUGGCUAUCGUUAUUAACCGAAUUUAAUGUAGCAAAAAAAAAAAAAAACAAACCCACACACAUCUUGUGGGUAGUCAGUUACAUGGAACGAUUUUCCGAUACACGUCAUUUUUAGCUUUUGCUAAGAUUUAACUAUUAACCAACCGUUUAUACUUGUUCUGCCAUUUGCGGUAUAUGGUGCUGUAAGAAACGUAUUUAAUUGUCGUAACUAUUGAUACUAAAAUUGAGUUAAUCAAGGGCGAACGCAAAUAUGGGACGAAAUAUCCAUGUGCCAAAUUAUCGCGAUAGCAGCACACGCAAUGGGCCAAAUAACAUUUGAGGUGUUUCUUUAAUGGUACUUAUUUGCCACUUUCUACCAAUAACGUGAACGCAUCAGAGCUUGCAUCCCGAGCAGAAUUGCAUCUUAUCCGGAAAGCCCACCACCGCCUUACCGUCUGCUGCACUAACGCACUAACAACGCCACUGCUUGCCAAAAAGUUUUGCGGAAAAAGUAAACAAUCAAAAUGGCCGUCGGGAGAGUGGCUGGUACGGGGAACAUCGGGUACUCUUCAAACUACCGGACUGGAGGGCGGUCCUACCAUGGCGGGAUAAAUGAGGAAAUCAUAUGGAUUAGCAUCGGGAUGGCGGUCACCAUCGCCAUCCUAAUCACGUUAGCACUGAUUUAUCUUGCAUACGAAAAGUGCCAAAAGCGACGGCAGCGCUACAUACAAGCGUGAAAAGUUGGCAACAGUAUGUGCCGUGUGCCAGUCCCCGAUACAGUCCCCCCGCAGUAUGAAUAGAUGUAGAGAGCAGCAGCAACACCGUUCAUCAAUACCAAAAACCAGCAACGUAGCUUAGACAAAAGAAUGAGAGAAAAAAAUCAUAACCAAAACCACAUAGCAAUUCUCUACCACCACUAAUGGACCAAACUAAUUAAAAAAGAAUGCCUCUUUACGGAAGCACUUAAAUAAAGUCAUAAGUAUAA
Molecule: messenger RNA, 1481 nt
Organism: Anopheles merus
Lineage: Eukaryota; Metazoa; Arthropoda; Insecta; Diptera; Culicidae
Exons: 3
Coding region: 1021-1233 (70 amino acids)
Source: RefSeq, a predicted model, not a curated record